Messenger RNA from Phyllopteryx taeniolatus (common seadragon), 5150 nucleotides. RefSeq names its product diacylglycerol kinase, epsilon (gene dgke). Bases 384 to 2120 code for a protein of 578 amino acids. The record is from RefSeq and is a predicted model, not a curated record. Gene Ontology annotation, molecular function: ATP-dependent diacylglycerol kinase activity. Lineage: Eukaryota; Metazoa; Chordata; Actinopteri; Syngnathiformes; Syngnathidae. The transcript is spliced from 11 exons.
GGAAAGAACUGCAUUGCAAUGUGACGUAUUGUUCUCGUGGGUAACAAUAUGGCGCCCUUCUUCCGUCACUUUCCAGUCUUUGUUGUAUACGGCGUCGGGCGUUGCGUCAGGGCAUUAUCUUGCCUCCUUGAUACUCUUUGUUGGCCUGGCAAAGAAGCUCGUCGGCCUUACGUCACGUGUACUUCCGCGAAUUGUGGCAGUGGAAAUGUUUGCGCGGAAGGGCUCCACUGUUGCACUUCCACGCAGCUCUGCAUCAACAUGAGCGUCACCGGGAAGACGUGCGUUGUCUGUACUCGGCCUGGUUUUUGUUUACCGAACACCCGCUUUUCUCCAAUGUGUCCCUCUCCUGCUCCUCGGCGCCAUUGACUUCCAGCCCGGCCGCCAUGUCCGCGGAGGAGGACGGGGUGCGGGAGGAGUGGUCGCUGCUCUUCUGGACCGCCGCGGCCGUGGUCGUCCCGGUCCUCAUCACGCUGUGGUGCAGCGUCCAACGCUCCAAGCGGAAAACGCACAUGAAGCAGUUCUUCCGUCAGAGCAGACAUGGCUGGCACUACACGGACUUGUUCAGUAAGCCCACCUACUGCUGCGUGUGUUCCCAGCACAUCAUGCACGGGGCCUUCUGCGAUAGCUGCGGCGUGUGCGCUGACGAGCAGUGCCUGCGCCGGGCGGACCGGGAGCUGUCGUGCAAGGAGAUUAUGGCCCCUUCCCGUGCGGACGGGGCAGUGGCCCACCGCUGGGUCAGGGGCAACGUGCCCCUGGCCAGCUACUGUAUAGUGUGCAAGCAGCAGUGUGGAACGCAGCCGAAGCUUUGUGAUCUCAGAUGUGUGUGGUGUCAGACAACAGUGCAUGAUGAGUGCAUGGACAGCCUGGUAGAUACAACCCAGUGUGACCUGGGCGAGUUCCACAACCUCAUCAUUCCUCCUCACUAUCUGUACCAAGUCAACAAGCUCCGCCGUAGACACCCUGACGAGUAUACAAAGCUUGCGAUGGACUGUGGGUGUGGUUGGACUCCUGUGUUGGUGUUGGCGAACACCCGGAGUGGAAAUAACAUGGGGGAGGCUUUGCUGGGAGAGUUUCGCUCCAUCCUCAACCCUGUGCAGGUUUUUGACCUGUCACAGCUUGCACCUUCCAAGGCCCUUCAACUGUGCACCCUUUUGCCCCCUGGUUGUGUCAGGGUGCUGGUGUGUGGAGGUGAUGGCACAGUGGGAUGGGUGCUUGAUGCCGUUGACGGUAUGAAGCUCAAGGGUCAAGACCAGUUCAUCCCAAGGAUGACCAUCCUCCCUCUCGGAACAGGGAAUGACCUUUCCCACACUCUGGGCUGGGGUGCGGGCUAUGCUGGGGAGAUCCCUGUAGAACAGGUUCUUCGCAACAUCCUAGAUGCGGGCGUGGUCAAAAUGGACAGAUGGAAAGUGCAGGUGUCUUCCAAAGGCCUCUCUAUUCGAAAACCAAAGGUUCUGUCCAUGAACAACUACUUCUCGGUGGGUCCUGACGCUCUGAUGGCGCUCAACUUCCACACACAUCGUGAGAAAACACCCUCGUUCUUCACCAGUCGAAUCAUCAACAAGGCUGUGUAUUUCUUAUAUGGCACCAGGGACUGUUUAGUGCAGGAAUGUAAAGAUCUGGAUAAAAGGAUUGAGCUAGAGCUCGAUGGUGAGAGGGUUACGUUGCCGAGCCUGGAGGGCAUCAUUGUUUGUAACAUUGGCUACUGGGGGGGCGGCUGCAGACUCUGGGAGGGAAUGGGGGACGAACCCUGUGCUCCCACACGGUUGGACGACGGUCUGCUGGAGGUGAUGGGUGUGUUUGGCUCCUUCCACUGCGCUCAGAUCCAGGUCAAGCUGGCUAACCCAGUACGACUGGGACAGGCCCACACAGUCAGGCUGGUCCUUAAAAGCUCCACGAUGCCGAUGCAAGUGGACGGCGAGCCGUGGGCGCAGGGCCCGUGCACCGUCACCAUCACCCAUAAGACCCAGGCUCUCAUGCUCUACCACAGCUCGGAGCAAACGGAUGACGACGACGACGGCGACGACGACGACGACGACAAUGAAUCCAGCGCCUCCGAGACCGAGAGCCCCACCCCUCAGGACUCACCCAGGCCCCCGGGGGCGGCGUCCGCACGAGCUUGACUCAACCACCCCGAUGUUCUUUUUUCAGCACAUUUUACAGUACAAUACUCUGUAAUCAUAUCUGUGUAUCAUAUGUUCUUUCCAUUUUCAAUUGCCAAUUGAAAAACAAAAAAUGACUAAUUAUUAAAAAAAAAAGUUUUUAAUGUAACACAAAAAAUACUUUUUUUAAUAGUUACAUUUUAGGCUCACAUCAAAAAUGAAAAACAGGCCACAAUAUUACAAUUAUUUGGGUUUAUGAUGCCCGGAGGUUUGGUAAUGACCAUCAGUAAAGAUACAUUAGCUUGUUCGCUGCCACGAUAACCACGAUCCAUCAAAUGAUCCGUCAGCCAUAUUAUAACAUAGACAAUUAUGUAUUGUUUAGAGCAGGGCUGUCCAAACUUUGUGUUGAGAGGGCCGCAUACAGAAAAAUUGAAGGAUGCAAGGGCCACUUUAAAAUUCUUUGACUUGAAUGUAAGAAACACUCUAAAAUCACUCAAGAAAUUUUACCUUGUUUAUAUAGUAGUUAUUUUGAAAAACCGCCUUAUCACCUUUUGUUAAAGGUGAUAAGGCAAAUAGUUUAGGAUGUCUCAGGAUUUAGGGGUCGUCCCAUGGCCCUGCAUUCCACUAGAAUAGACCCACCCCUGAAGUACGCUGUUCACAAAUUGAACGCUGACACUGAGCAGAAAGUGGGAACCAGUUUUUCCUCUAAAACUGAAUUAUCUUUGUUCUCAGUGUUACAAAAAUUCUGGUACUAUUUAAUUCUAAAUUUGUCUUUGCAUAUCUAGAAAAGCUUUUAUUAGUCGUAGUAGUGAUAGUCCCCAUCACUCACAUCCCCCAACAGCCACACUUCUAGCAAUGCACAUCCCCCACCCUUUUUUAAAAAUAUAUAUUUUUUUAAAAAUUGCAUUUAAUGCAGUUUGUCAAUUCAUACUCUUCUCAACUCACUAAUGUCCACAUGGGACACCAAAUGUAGACUUGGGGCAAAUCACUUGGCAACACUAUUGUUUUCAUUCUUCUUUCAAUCCUUGUGUAAUGAUAUAUGCGAAGAGCUCUGUCUGUCUAAAACUUGUCUUUACUCAGGCUCGUUAACUGGGGUCACAAAGCAAAUCAAUCUUAGUCCUGUGGACUGCCUUUUAAUUCUGUAUAUAUAUAUAUAUAUUUUAAUCUAUAAUUGAAUUUAAAACAGCUGAUUGUUUUGUUGUGGUGACUAAUAAGUCACUUUUUGUUUUUUGAUUUUCGGUUACUGUUUGAAAAUGGAAAGAACAAAUAACAGAUUUCAAAAAGCUUCAUGUUUGAUAUAUUUUAAUUUUGUGUAUUAUGGUAUUUCAUCCCUUCUGACAGCAAAGUCAGUUGGAGGUAAAUGUGAAAGAGAUUGCUGUAAUGAUUGCACUUUCUAACAUUGCUGACUAAACUGUUGAUUUAUGUUCUGUUUUUACAGACACGUAGAGUUGUAGAGCUCGUAAGCCUUGGGCCUUAUCCCCUCCAAGCUGCGGGAGACUAAAGUUCUGCCAUGUGGAUGUCACGCUGCACAUGGCUGCACUGUUUUCAUACUCCACAAAGAGAACAAUCCUUUUCAGGACAGUACUAAAAUCACAAAUCAAGCAAAUUAGACUAAUUAAAUGCAGAUAAUUAUGUAAUUCAUCACUUUGUCUGCUGCAUUUUUACAAAAACAAAUACAUUAUUUAUAUUACAGAUAAGGUUAUUGUUUUUUUUAUUUUGUAAUGCUGCAAAACAAUCACUGGAUGCUGUAUCAAGCAGCUCAUAGAUUGAUUUUUGUUUAACUCUGCCAUUAGCUUGACCGGAAACUACCUUGCAGAUGUUAUAAAAAGUUGUGCAAAAUGCCUUGCAUUUAUGAACCAUUUGUCCUUGUUCUCACUUUGUUUUUGACUAUUCACAAUUUUGAAGUCCUGGGUGGCUUGUGUUGCACAUUAAUCACUGCUGAUAAGAUUGUCAGAUGACACUGGGCUUUCAGUUAAUAAAUUGCUAUAGCGCCUUUCAUUAAGGACACAUGGUUAAGUUUUAUGGAUAGUCUCUUGCAUGAAUGUAUGCAGGCAAGCAUUGAUUGAUAUGGGUACAUUUUAUGUUGUGGUGUUACUUUUUCCUUUCGCUACAGCCAUAUUCGAAACGUUAGGCCUAAUAGUCAAUCGAUGGCUGUUUCUUGAAUGUGCACAUCCUUGAUUGCUAAUUUUAUUUUAUCCAUUUCUUAUCACUUUAUGCCACCUAGUUUGACUUUUGUAGCCAUCCUUGUUUACCAGUGUUUUUGUGUGUGUGUGUGUUCUAUCGCACUAAAUUGACUUGUUUCGUGUAAGAGGCAGGAUUUUAGCCAUGUUAGCAUCAGGGCUUUUUUUUCCCCAUGAAUGUCUCGCAACAAUAAAUAAGCCAAUGGAAAUGUGGACGUCAAGGUUGUAACACGAUGGCAAAUGAAAGGAAACAUGACUCAAUGAUAAGUCCUUCAGUGAUCAAACAAAAUGCAUGCAUCACUGACUCAACAUGGUUCCCAGCAUGGCUACACACCUUUUUGCGGCGUUUUAAAAUGUAGUAGGAAUGUGCUUGUACUGAUUAUUCAGAAUCUCCUUAGUUAUUACGUUGUAUGCUAUACAAUUUUAAAGCAGUAUUUGUAUAACGUCUAGACAAAAUGAGUGGUACUCAAUGUGUAUCAAAUUUGCGUCUCGCUGACCAAGCACUGGAUUUUUUUUUAAUUCAAAAUGUAUGCUCACAUUUCCACUGUUAUGCUUUAUAUUAAUAUAUAGCGUAUUUAUGUGUUCAUUUGCUUUGUCGAAUAUCUGAACCUAAGAACUUAUAACGUGUAUGAUUGUUUUAUUUUGACUGUCAUAUUACUGCUUAAAAGAAGCCAUUUUUGCCUCUGCCAAAUAGAAAUGGGCACAUAAGUACAGUGUUGGUUGUUAAUGGGAGCCUUUAGUAAGACCGUUAAGGUUCUGUGAAUUUGUUACUUUGGAUAUUAAGUUUGACUUAGUUGAAUGUAAGAGGGUAAUGUUUAUGGAUUUGAUUAUUUUCCCCAUAAAUACUUUCAUAAUAAACUGAUUGUCCUCA